Messenger RNA from Nymphaea colorata (pocket water lily), 2825 nucleotides. RefSeq names its product stachyose synthase. Bases 219 to 2825 code for a protein of 868 amino acids. The record is from RefSeq and is a predicted model, not a curated record. The transcript is spliced from 4 exons. NCBI's taxonomy places the organism in Eukaryota, Viridiplantae, Streptophyta, Magnoliopsida, Nymphaeales, Nymphaeaceae.
AUGUCUUCUUAAAUCUUUUUUCUUAUGGUAAUUCUUUCUUCCAAUUACGGUUAUAGUUCCGGCCUAUAGGUUUCUCUUUUAUUUUGAUUUUUCAGACUUUCCUUUCUUUCUCCAAUCUUCUGCUUCGACUUUUAUACUGGAAUUGCAGUGUCCAUCUUUCUUUCAAAUCCAUACUUUCAGUCUUUCUUCUCUGUUGUACUUCCUUUGUUUCCACUAAAAUGGCAACAAAUGAUGUUGGCAAAUCAGGUGCUUCUUGCUGCAAUUCACUCUCUGCACCCUGUGCUUUUAAAUUAUCUGAUGGAAAACUUUCAGUUAAUGGGGUCACAUUACUUUCUGAGGUACCUGAAAAUGUAACUCUCACCAAAUUCUGUUCAUCACCUCAGUCAUCAGAUGCGCCAGUGCCCCUAGUACAGAAGGUCCAAUCUGCAUCCCAUAGAGGUGGGUUUCUUGGGUUCAGCACACGUGAGGGAUCUGAUAACCUGAAGACUUCACUGGGUCGAUUCACAGAAAGAAACUUUUUAAGCAUCUUCAGAUUCAAAACAUGGUGGUCUACCCAGUGGGUAGGACGAAGUGGAUCAGAUUUGCAGAUGGAAACCCAAUGGCUGCUUCUUGAUGUCCCUGAACUGGGUUCCUAUGCCUUGAUUCUUCCAUUGGUUGAAGGUUCAUUCAGGUCUGCCCUCCAUCCUGGGACUGAUGGCCAUGUCAUUCUCUGUGCUGAGAGUGGUUCAACCAAAGUAAAAACUUCAACUUUUACAGCAUGUGCCUAUGUUCAUGUGAGUGAUAAUCCAUAUGUGCUGAUGAAGGAGGCUUACGGUGCUGCUAGAGUUCAUCUCAACACCUUCAGGUUGCUGGAAGAGAAGUCGGUUCCAUCCCUCGUCGACAAGUUUGGUUGGUGCACUUGGGAUGCCUUCUACUUGACAGUGAAUCCUGUUGGUGUUUGGCAUGGAGCUAAGGAAUUUGUGGAAGGAGGUGUGCCGCUGAGAUUCCUGAUAAUUGAUGAUGGAUGGCAAAGCAUCAGCUUGGAUGGAGAAAACCCAUUUGAGGAUGCCAAAAAUCUGGUUUUGGGAGGUACCCAGAUGACUGCCAGGCUCUAUAGAUUUGAGGAGUGUGAGAAGUUCAGGAAGUACAAGAAAGGAACAAUGUUGAGCAAUUCUCCACCAGCAUUUGAUCCAGCAAAGCCGAAGAUGCUGAUCGGUAAGGCGAUCGAGCUCGAGCAAGCUGAGAAAACAUGCGAAAAGGCAAUUCAGGCUGGUGUCACCGAAUUAUCCGGCUACCUGUCAAAGAUUAAGGAGCUAAGACUGCAGCUGCAUGAAAUGUAUGCUGGCAAGGAACAGGAGAAUGAAGCUAUUGCAGAGAGUGACUGUUGUGAGCCAAUAAGCAGGGGAAUGAAGGCAUUCACUAGUGAUCUGAGGACUGCUUUCAAAGGACUGGAUGAUAUCUAUGUAUGGCAUGCUCUCUGUGGAGCCUGGGGUGGUGUUAGGCCUGGAACCACACAUCUCAACUCCAAAAUAACUCCUGUGGUUGUUUCUCCAGGACUUGCAGGGACAAUGACAGAUCUGGCUGUUGAGAAGAUUAAAGAAGGUGGCAUUGGACUAGUUCAUCCUAACCAAGCAACUGAUUUUUAUGACUCCAUGCAUUCGUAUCUUGCAAGUGCAGGAAUUACAGGAGUCAAAGUUGAUGUCAUUCAUACGCUCGAAUAUGUCUCGGAGGAAUAUGGUGGGCGGGUUCAGCUAGCUAAUGCUUAUUAUGGGGGCCUGACUAAAUCACUUACUAAGAACUUCAAAGGUACAGGAUUGAUCUCAAGCAUGCAACAAUGCAAUGAUUUCUUCUUUCUUGGGACCUGGAAAAUAUCAAUGGGAAGAGUGGGGGAUGACUUCUGGUUUCAAGAUCCAAAUGGAGAUCCAAUGGGAGUCUACUGGCUGCAAGGGCUUCACAUGAUUCACUGUGCUUACAAUAGCCUGUGGAUGGGACAAAUUAUCCAGCCAGACUGGGAUAUGUUCCAGUCAGACCACCUCUGUGCAAAGUUCCAUGCUGGUUCGAGGGCCAUUUGUGGAGGACCUAUCUAUGUGAGUGACUCUCUGAGCGGCCAUGACUUCCAACUCAUCAAGAAACUUGUUUUCCCAGAUGGAACCAUUCCCAAAUGCCUGCAUUUUGCACUCCCAACAAGGGACUGCUUGUUCAAGGACCCGCUUUCUGAUGGUGAAACAAUACUGAAGAUUUGGAACUUUAACAAGUUUGGAGGGGUUAUCGGCGCAUUUAACUGCCAGGGAGCAGGUUGGAAUAGGCAAGAGCAGAGGUUUAAAGGGUACCCACAAUUCUAUAAGCCAGUUUCAGGAUCAGUUUGUGCAAAAGACAUUGAGUGGGAUCAGAAAAAAGAAGCUGCUCAAAUGGGAGAAUCAGAAGAAUAUGCAAUCUAUCUCAGCCAAGCAGUGAGGCUACUGACAGUGAAUUCGAGAUCAGAAGCAAUUCAUAUCACCAUCGAGCCAUCUAGCUUUGAAAUAUUCAGCUUUGUGCCCCUAAAAAGGCUUGGACAGGCCUUCAAGUUUGCACCAAUUGGACUGGUUGACAUGUUCAACAGUGGAGGAACAAUUCUGGAUAUGGUGCACAGUGAGGCAGAAGGUGAGACCAGUGUGAGGAUUCAGGUCAAAGGAGCAGGUUCCUUCCUGGCCUAUGCCAACGUGAAACCAAAGUCAAUCAGCAUGAAUGAAGUAGGAACUGAAUUUGAGUGGUUGGACGGUGCAAAACUUCUCAUAGAUGUCCCGUGCAAUGAGCAGUAUAUCUCGGACCUCAUGUUCCAUUUUUCCCUUCUGUCCCUUGAUUAUUGA